This is a messenger RNA of Monomorium pharaonis (pharaoh ant), 3573 nucleotides long. RefSeq lists its product as uncharacterized. The record is from RefSeq and is a predicted model, not a curated record. NCBI's taxonomy places the organism in Eukaryota, Metazoa, Arthropoda, Insecta, Hymenoptera, Formicidae. The transcript is spliced from 6 exons. Bases 891 to 2897 code for a protein of 668 amino acids.
CGACGACGUAUGCGCGAAUCUCUAUCAGUCGGCAACGGAGUUGCCUGAGUAGCACGCGCGCGCGUCGACCCGGCCAGCUCGAUUCGAUUAAACUUUCGCUGCUUUGCUGCAGCCCUCGCCACGAGCGGGGUAAGACUUCGUGUCGUGACUCGUUCUGCCAAGCUUCAUCACCCUCUCGCACGUCAGACGUAUCGCGGUACGUGAAAUCGGGAUAGACGUCGCGAUUCACGCUUUCAUGCCCCGACGUUGUACCAGGGACACGUCAAACCGUGCCACGAUCGACCGCCUCCCAUUCGACACGCGGAUACGAAAGGAUUAAAGGGAAACUCGCGAGACUAUUUCUCGCAAUCAUUUUAUGCGUGCGAAUGGUGAGAUCUAUUACCAGAACAUAUUAAUUAAAUACGCUCGGUUACCAGAAACUGAGCAAGAUGAGAUCUUAUCAAGAGUGCAUCCGUCAAAAUGAAAUUGAAACCAGUUUGCAACAAACUUUAUAUCGCACACAAUUACUGGCCUCAAGAGGAGAACAUAUCCAUACAGCAUCGAAAUUUUUAGAACAAAGUUCAUCAAUGAGAUACUCAAUUACAUGUUAGCAUUUUGGCGAAAUGCGACGACUGCUCGAUGACUAUAUUUCCUUGUCAAGCAGAAGACGAAGAAGCUGAAGAAAACAGUGAUUCGCGAAAAGACGGAUGUCGCCAUCAACGAUGUCGUACAAAAACAAGGGACAUGUUGGGACAAAUAAAAUUGGCGAACAAUUGAGACGUUCUUGACGAGAAUAAACCGAAAUCGUAAAAUAUAACAAAAUUAACAGAAGGGGGACGAUACUUGCGACGACAUUAUGUGGAAUUAUUUCUGAUUUUCCGUUUCCCCGAAAAAAAACUGAUCGCGACAAUAUGAUGUGGAACGCGAAAUGGUCACACUUCUCCGAAUGUUUCUGUCGACGUUCAAGCCUUGUUCUGGUUCUGCUGCCAUGUCUGAUCUUUGUCACCAACUACCUCGUUUCCAACGAUGAGUACGAAUAUGACGUCCUACAAUAUCCGUCCUUCAAAUCGUACAACAUCGUUGAAGGUAUGGUGGAUGGUUACCUCGUAUGGAAUCCGAAAUGUCACAUGCUCUCCAAAAAGCCUCUGGAUCCGUCCAUCACGAAAUUUGUGAGAAAGGAAAAAUUGGAAAAAUGUCCUAAUGAUCGCGUCCUCUCGCAAAUUUUAAGGGAACCUAAUGGCAGUGUGUUUCUUUUUCUCGAUUCCGCCAUAAAGACUUUGCAUAGCAACGUCACUUGCUGCUGGUCAUCCGUAGUCAGGCCUAAAGUGGAUAAGCCUAAAAAGAACAACUAUGACUCUAUAAUAACAGUGAAGCAGUGCGAGAACUUGACGGGACAAGUGAUGCUUCCGCGUGAAGUGGAAGUAGCGUACGUAUCAUGUAAAGCCAAGACAAAGUCGAAGCCUAAAGCGAAAACGAAGAAUACAAAGUUUUCGAUAAAUACGGUAUAUGAAAACGUUCACGCGAUCUUAAAUCCAGAGAAAGUACGCGAACGCAUAGACAAUGGCAGUCAGUCUGGAAACUUUUCAAGAAAGCUGAGUGUGCUUGUCCUCGGCAUAGACAGCGUUAGUCGACUAAAUUUCUACCGAGCUAUGCCGAAAACUGAAAGUUAUCUGCGCGAAACUGGUUGGAUUUGUUUGAAGGGCUACAACAAGAUCGGCGAUAACACAUUUCCGAAUCUAAUGGCAAUUUUGACCGGUCAAACUCCACAGCAAGCAUACUCGCGGUGCAAGCCGACAGUGGCCUACAAACUCGACAACUGCCCCUUUCUUUGGCACAAUUUCCGCAACGCCGGCUACGUCACGGCCUACGGCGAAGAUGAAACCACCCUCAACACGUUCAACUACCUCAAAGUCGGCUUUGUCGAACCGCCUACAGAUUACUACCUAAGACCUUAUAUGCUGGCCAGCGAAAAACUUCUCAAAAUCAAAAAAAGAUUUAAUAUGAAGUACUGUACUGGUCCUGAGUUGAGUUUCGAACGAAUCUUUAACUACGCUAUAAACUUUGCCCAAACCUUCAUUAGCGUGCCAUAUUUCGGUUUUUUCUGGACGAACACGAUCAGCCAUGAUAACAUGAAUGGUAUUUCAUCGAUGGAUACUCGCGUGUUGAAGAAAUUUAUGUUUUUGGAACAAGAGGGAAUAUUGAACGACUCGAUGGUAAUCUUUCUAAGCGAUCAUGGCAUGCGCUGGGGAGAGUUUCGCAAUACCUUUGCCGGUUGGUACGAAGAGAGAUUGCCAUACAUCUACAUCUGGUUACCUGAAUGGUUUCGUCAAGAAAACCCCGAGACCUAUCGAGCCCUUGCGGUGAAUCAAAAUCGACUUACCUCACCUUUUGAUUUGUAUGAGAUGUUACGCGAUGUUCUUAUCAGUGGAGGUGGUGAUGCUGAUCCCAGUUCAGGAUGUUCCACCUGUCAAUCUCUUUUCACGCCUGUUCCCAGAGAAAGAGGCUGCCAGGAUGCGGGUGUGGCUCAUCAUUGGUGCACUUGCACAGCGUUCAAGUCGAUUAACGUUAACGAUAAAAUUGCCAUUGGUGGCGUGCAGAAGUUUCUGGAUCAUGUUGAGAGUAUCGUGAAAAGUUAUAAGGACAAGAAAGGUCGACGACUGUGCGCACGACUCAAACUAAAGAAGGUGCACCGAGUGGACCAGGUGAUUGAGUUUGGUAUGAAUAAUUCAUCUAGCGUCGCGUAUUUCUACAUGAUUCAGACAGUACCCGGCAAUGGCAACUUUGAGGUAACCAUAAGGUAUUUUGGCGACGGUAAUUACACUUUAUCUGAUAGCGAAGUUAGCAGAAUCAAUCCUUACGCUACGAGUGCCAGGUGUCUGAAUCGCGGUAUGAAGCAGUACUGUCACUGCAUAAAGUAGAUGUUACAAAAUCACCGAAGUUUCGGCUUUGCGUUAUCGCAAUUUUGUACUUCAUUAAUUUUCCGAUAAAUUGAUCGCUGCAAAAAAGAAUACAUUUUUUUAAGCUAGAAAAUUUGUAGUUAUUUUAAAGAAAAAGUAAAAGCCCCAAAUAUACACGGGAAAAAAAAUUAUUCAGAUGUUAUUUUAAAUAAUUUUUCUUGAAAUUCAUGUAAAAAAUCUCGCAACAUAUUUACAUAAUGUAUCAUAGCAAAUACUUGUAUUACACGUGUCUUUUCCACAACGAUCGAUUGAACUUAAUUACUUUAUUAAAUAUGUACUGUCUUACAAUUCCAAAUCGAUUUUGAUUUAACACACAAAUGCGUGAGGCAUAAUUCUAUGGAUACGCUUUGAUACGUAUCAAAUAAAAAAAUUGUUUGCUUCAUCUAAAAAAACUAGGGACCUGAGUGUAAAUAUAUUGAACAUUCUUUCAUUUACUAAAAAUGGCUAAGAGAUCUUUCUAAAGCCGCAGCUUGACAGUUAAACAAUAUGCGAUAAUAAUCGGCUCGAUAUCAAUAAAUUUCAUUGAUCUUUUCAAAUAAAAUAAUUGUUAAUAACAAAAUGAGAAAUCAAGACAAGCUAAAUGCUAAAUAUUAUGAGUUACAAAAAAUAUUGCUCAUUUGCUACAAUAACUAAAAAA